CUCUGACAGGCACGUGAGCGGUGCUACGUAGUCAAUAGCAGUCGACAUGGCGGCCACAUCUCCUCCCAAGGUGUUGUUUGAACACGAGGGAGUCUUUAUUCACACAUCUCCAGAUGAAUCUGAGGACCAGGAUUUAAUAUCGGGAUUCCUCAGGAUUGUUGAUAAGGAUGGUGAAACCCUUGUGGAGUAUAAACCACUAGAGGAUGCAGAUCCCUCAAACAUGCUAUGUGCCUGCAAGGACUCCAGCUCAGUGGUGGAGUGGGCUCAGAGGUCAGGAGACAACCCUCACCGUCCAGUUGACCAUCAGCUGAGCUAUGAAACAGAGUGGGACAUGAUCAAUGCUGUGUCAUUCCGGAGAAAAGUCCACACACAUGGAGAUGGAGGAUCAAACCACGCAAACGAUCGGAACAAGUGGGCCUUCUCUUUUAAUGUGUGUGACCUCAGGUCCAUCACAGUCAAAUGUGAGGGCUGGUCAUACAUCACUUUCCGCUUGAAGGAUGGCACAGCACUGCCAGCUAUUCAUUUCCACCAGGGAGGGAGCACAGCAUUCCUGGAUAGCCUUAGGAUAUCGGUUCAGAUCAACGAGAGUCCCGAUGAUGAAAGUGUCUUGAUUGUCAGCACCUACAGCAAAGCCUUCUCACAGUCCUUUGAGAAUCUUCUGGAUGAUACAAACUAUGGCUUUGUACAGAAAUUCAAGAAGGAUCCUUAUACAACAACACUGGGUGGCUUCUCUAAAGUCACAAACUACCUCUUUGAUGCAUUUCGGGUGCCUGAAUCAGAAUGUCACCAGCGGCCUGCGGAGGAAGUGGCAGAUUUGUUGGGAGAACUCAUUCCUGGACUAGAGAUUAACCAGCAGGAAGAGCCUGGAUUUGAAGUCAUCACCCGACUUGAUCUGGGACCGAGGCCAGAGGUGCAAAGAAGGGGGCCAGUAGCAAUGGAAGAAUGGGCAAAGUACCAGGACUCAGAGGGAAGAAUAACCAAUGUACCUUAUUUAAAGGAUGUUAUAUUUAAAGGGGGUCUUUGCCACGCAGCGAGGAGGGAGGCUUGGAAGUUUUUGCUCGGCUAUUUUCCAUGGAACAGCACUCAUGAAGAAAGGAAGCUACUGCAGAAGAGAAAAACUGACGAAUAUUUCAGAAUGAAGCUUCAGUGGAAGUCAGUAAGCGAGGAGCAAGAAAGAAGAAACUCCAGGUUACGAGAUUAUAGGAGCCUUAUUGAAAAAGAUGUGAACCGAACUGACCGGAAUAACAAAUUUUAUGAAGGCCUGGACAACCCUGGCUUGAUAUUACUACAUGACAUCCUGAUGACGUACUGCAUGUUUGACUUUGAUUUAGGGUAUGUGCAGGGCAUGAGUGAUCUGCUGUCUCCCAUCCUCUAUGUGAUGGAGAAUGAAGUGGAUGCCUUCUGGUGCUUUGUUUCCUUCAUGGAUGAAAUGCAUGAAAACUUUGAAGAGCAGAUGCAGGGGAUGAAGACCCAACUAAUCCAACUCAGCACUUUGCUUCGGCUGCUAGACCUAGCCUUCUGGAACUACCUAGAGGCGCAGGAUUCUGGGUACUUAUAUUUCUGUUUUCGCUGGUUAUUGAUCCGAUUCAAGAGAGAGCUGCAUUUUCAGGAUGUUCUUCGCCUUUGGGAGGUCAUGUGGACCAGACUACCUUGCCAAAACUUUCACCUUCUUGUGUGCUGUGCCAUUUUAGACUCAGAAAAACAAAAAAUUAUGGACAGAAAAUAUGGUUUCAAUGAAAUCCUAAAGCAUAUAAAUGAACUCUCCAUGAAACUGGACAUCGAAGAAAUCCUUAGCAAGUCUGAAGCUAUCUGCAUGCAGAUAAAGAAUUGUAAGGACUUGCCCCAUUCAGUCAGUGAGAUUCUGGGUCUCAACACAGUCACUGAACCCUCUGCAGCAUUAGAAACCAGUGAAUAUGGAAUACUUGAGUCACCUCAGACCUCACCAAGAUCCACACACAGACAAGAUCACAUCGUCUCCAACGGCCACAGCCACUUAAAAGAAUCAACACACAACGGCUGCAAAGAAGCCUUCAUUUCCUAGUGUAUAACACUACAAGAUGUAUAGUACAGAUUUUAUAGCCCCUGUAUUCCAGCAAGAUGAACAGUAUUGGGUGUCAUGUAUAUUUGCUACCAAAUGCCACACUGUAAAAUAUCACAGAGAAAAUAUAUGAAUGUAAAACAAGGAUCCAAAAGGAUCCCUGAAGCAUUAUUUUUGUAAUAUCUUGUACCAUAUUGUCUUUAAUCAUCGAAAUAAUCAUUCCUUCUCAAUGUAUCGAGAGAGUUUUCAUAAAGUUUCAGAGGUGGGGUAUCCAUUGUUGAAUAUUAUUAUUAUUAUUAUUUUUUUUUGUUCUUAUCAGUUUGCCCUUUUCCUAAAUAACUCUGAUUCAAAUUAAAAUUUGUCUUCCUUCCAUUAGUUUGUGAGUAAAAUUUCAGAACACCAUUUAAGACUGGUAACUUUGCUUUUAUUUUUUUUCCUCUUUUUAAGAGAACCCAAAAUGCAUCUUUGCAAGUAAGCCUUUUUGUACACAUAUUAUUGUACUUUAAUUAGGUGUGUGUACUUUGUAAUUAGUCACCUUAGAUAAAAAAAAAAAAAUGCCUCAAAAACAAAUCAAUGUAACUGUCAUAAGAGAAUAUUUGCUUGGCCAUAUAAACUAAAGUCACGUGUAAAUGUGGUUUGAGUCUGCAGUCUUCGUGACAUUUGCAGAUGAGAUGGAGAGACAGUGAAUGUACUGAUUCGGGAUGAAGCGUCUUUUAUCAACUCGUAACCACAGGCCACAACAAAGAAACUGUGAAUCAAGUUCAAUCUCUUUCAUUUCCUCUUCCACAGGAAAUUGCCUCAGAGGAAGCUGGUAGCUCAGUGCUCACCUCAGUAAUCUUAACUCUCUUCUAGCUUUCUUUCAUUAAAGAACGGCAGCAUUUUGUCCACUGACAAGCAUACUCAUUCACCAGAACCCAUAAACAAUAUGCAUCUGUUCUCAAAUUUGGUCAAAAUCAGGUUUCCACAAUUGCUCACAAUGCAUUUUGCCUACAUUGGUGUUUAAAUUAAUUAUGCUGACAUAUUUUAUGAAAACCAUUGCUCUAAUCUCAUGACCUUUUUCUAGCUUUCUAUCUUGAACAUGUUUCUAAAUCCUGGCUCUGAAGGAUAAUCUGUACAAAGGCCUUGAUAUCUUAUAAAAAUGAUGGGUGCUGUUUGCCCUCUGCCCCAUACAGCUGGAAAAUAAAGCACCAUUUAUGGAAAU
This is a messenger RNA of Carassius gibelio (silver crucian carp), 3239 nucleotides long. RefSeq names its product TBC1 domain family, member 15 (gene tbc1d15). The coding region runs from base 47 to 2041 and encodes 664 amino acids. Gene Ontology annotation, molecular function: GTPase activator activity. The record is from RefSeq and is a predicted model, not a curated record. Lineage: Eukaryota; Metazoa; Chordata; Actinopteri; Cypriniformes; Cyprinidae. The transcript is spliced from 17 exons. Gene Ontology annotation, biological process: activation of GTPase activity.